Molecule: messenger RNA, 1379 nt
Organism: Saccostrea cuccullata (small rock oyster)
Lineage: Eukaryota; Metazoa; Mollusca; Bivalvia; Ostreida; Ostreidae
Product: charged multivesicular body protein 5-like
Exons: 1
Coding region: 98-763 (221 amino acids)
Biological process (GO): late endosome to vacuole transport via multivesicular body sorting pathway; vesicle budding from membrane
Cellular component (GO): multivesicular body
Source: RefSeq, a predicted model, not a curated record
AGUUUAGAAAUACUACACUUCCGGUUAAGUUUUGACGCAUUUUCACCUGAUAAACAACAAAAAAGAGAAUCCUAAACGGUUAAAGAAUUGAGAGAAAAUGAAUCGUCUUUUCGGAAGAGGUAAAGAAAAACAACCACCACCAAAUCUUACUGACUGCGUGAACAGUAUCGACAGCAGAGGAGAAUCUAUUGACAAAAAGAUAGCAAGACUAGAUGCAGAACUGAAAAAGUAUAAAGAUCAAAUGAAGAAAAUGAGAGAGGGGCCGUCCAAAAAUAUGGUGAAGCAAAAGGCUCUCAGAAUUCUGAAGCAGAAGAGAAUGUACGAGAAUCAAAGGGAUAAUCUUAUGCAACAGUCAUUUAACAUAGAACAACAGAAUUACGCUAUCCAAUCACUAAAGGAUACCAAAACAACAGUGGAUGCCAUGAAAGUCGGUGUAAAAGAAUUCAAGAAGGCUUACAAACAUGUAAACAUUGAUCAAAUAGAGAAUUUACAGGAUGAUAUGGAAGAUUUAACAGAGCAGGCAAAUGAGAUUCAAGAAGUCAUGGGCAGAAGUUACGGCAUGCCUGAACUUGACGAUGAUGAAUUGGAGGCAGAGUUGGAUGCGUUGGGUGAUGAUCUUGCUCUCGAUGAAGAUUCCUCGUAUCUUGAUGACGUGGCUCUACCUAGUGUCGCAACGAGCGAACCAGGUGCAGAAAGCAUGAAAGAGGGAAAUGUGCCUGUUGAUGAAUUCGGACUGCCACAGAUUCCACAAACGGCAAAAUGAACACAACAAACCAUUAUAAAAUUAUCAAGCUAAAUUAUUUGUGAUAUAUAUAUACAAGCUUUUAUGUUGUUUGUAAACCGAGCUUGGGUGAUUUUGUACAUCUUUUUCCUUAUAAUUUAGAUGUUUGUUUCUAUAAAUUUUAUUUCAAAUAUAAAUACAUGAAGUAUAUGAAAUUUUAUACAGUACAUUGUUAAAGUAAUUAGUUAUUAUCAUAGAAGUGUUCCCUUCAUUUCCAUAUUCAUGUUGUUAUCCAUUAAUUAUUACAAUUAGAUGAAAGACUAGUCCAAAUUUAUUUGUGAUUAAAUGAUAAGCUUUUAAAAUACCAAAAACCAUUUUUAUUAGAGGGGAGAUGGGCUCUGGGCCUGCACAAUAUACAUGUACAUGAUUAUAUUACACUAGGCAUUCAUUUAAAAAACUUCAUUAAAUUAAUUUCUAACAGGACGGUAUCAAACUUAAAUCUGUGAACCUAAUGCUAAAAUGUUCAGUCAUAGUCUAGCACCUAUUGUUAGUCUAGCACCUGAUUGUAUAUAUUGUUAAUUUAAAAGUAAUAUUCAUUAGUGUUAGCUUAUCAUUGAUUAUCAUACAUUCAUUUAGUAAAUAAAGUUUUUCUUCCGAA